Molecule: messenger RNA, 564 nt
Organism: Fonsecaea nubica
Lineage: Eukaryota; Fungi; Ascomycota; Eurotiomycetes; Chaetothyriales; Herpotrichiellaceae
Exons: 1
Coding region: 1-564 (187 amino acids)
Source: RefSeq, a predicted model, not a curated record
AUGGGUAUCUUCACCAUCUUCGCCACCUUGCGCAAAUCCAACAUCUUCAACCUGGUCUUCCGGUCCCUGCAACUCAUCGACGCCCUCGUCGUGAUUGGCAUGUACGCGGUGGACCUGAACAACGCGGCCAAGGCAGACAAGUACGCCGACGCAAAAUGGGUACGUACGACAGACCCCGAAACUCACGCACUCACGUCCUUCCCGCCCGAACUGGUCCGGGUACUAAUCGCGCUCAAGGUCUUUGCCGUCACCGUCGGGUCGCUCGCGGCCGUGACGGCGCUCAUCUUCUCGCUCGCCAGCAUCUUCUUCCACUACCGCACCGUCGCCCUGCUGUUCGCGUGGGACUGGGUUCUGACCAUCCUCUUCGCGGCCCUGUCCGGCAUCUUCAGCUCCAUGUACAUCGGCGAGAAGGUCGAGUAUGAGAGCGGCAUUCAGCGCAUGAAGACCGCCGUCGGGUUCGACCUGGCCGGGCUGGUCUUGUGGUUCGUCACGGCCGCGUUUGGCACGUGGUGGUUCGUCUCGGAGAGAAGGGGGGAGAGACGGGGACGUAGUGCCAAAGCGUGA